Ramularia collo-cygni is the source of this 699-nucleotide messenger RNA. RefSeq lists its product as uncharacterized. NCBI's taxonomy places the organism in Eukaryota, Fungi, Ascomycota, Dothideomycetes, Mycosphaerellales, Mycosphaerellaceae. The record is from RefSeq and is a predicted model, not a curated record. The transcript has 2 exons. Gene Ontology annotation, cellular component: nucleus. The coding region runs from base 1 to 699 and encodes 232 amino acids.
AUGUCGCGCUUCGUAUCUGGUGGCACAAACGAAGAGCCCACUGAGCGGGACGAGGCAUGGAUUGCUGCACAAGCAGAAAUCGAAGCGCGAAGGGCGGAAAAGUCCGCACAAGCGCAGCAAAGUGAUGGUAAAUCGCUAUACGAGACGCUGCAGGCGAACAAAGCCGCCAAACAAGAUGCCUUUGAGGAGAGCAUCAAGCUCCGGAACCAGUUCCAAUCGCUAGACGAAGACGAUGUCGAGUUUCUAGAUUCCGUUCUGGAAUCAACACGAGCUGCGGAGGCUGCGGUCAAGAAACAGACACAAGAGCAGCUGGAUGCAUUUCGUAGGCAGCGGGAAGAGGCUGAACAGGCUGCACGCGUUGCUCCCGAAGCAGAGGCGCCGGUGAUGACAGAGAGCUGGACGGUCUCGAGGAAGCGCAAGAAAGGUCGCGAGGAUGCUUUGGGUGGUAUCAAACUACGAAAGGCUUCUAGUGGAGCAAAGGCGGCGCGAUCAACAGAACAGAUUGCCACGGUCGAUGAGAGACCGGCAGCAUCACCGACCGCCAAUGCCUCGUACAUAAGCCCCGAGCCCAAGACCGUCGCAACAGAAGACAAGCCGAAAGCUGAGGAGGAACCGAAGGAUAAUUCGAAACUGUCUCCAUUACCUUCGGCGGGUAUCAGUCUGGGUCUUGAUGCUUACUCCUCAGAUGAAGACGACUGA